Molecule: messenger RNA, 9121 nt
Organism: Microcebus murinus (gray mouse lemur)
Lineage: Eukaryota; Metazoa; Chordata; Mammalia; Primates; Cheirogaleidae
Source: RefSeq, a predicted model, not a curated record
GUUUUCUGAUAUAUGUUGGGUACCAUAGAGUGAAUCUCAGAACAGGAAGCGGAGGCAUAACCAGAGAGGAUUCUGGAAAGGUCUCUUUGUUUUCUUGUCCACAGAGAAAGCAAGAGAAAAAAUUGUAAUUAAUUUGUAAACCUCUGUGGCCAAAAAUCUGAACAACUGCAGGGAAAGCCACGGUAUACUCUAACCAUCUUGGAUGCUGGGCUUUGUUCUGCUGUGAUUCCUAAGGCUCUGUUUUAUCAGAUCAUGGAGCAGGAAAGCUGAAGCCACGCCCCAUCUGAGUUUUUCAGAGAUGAGAUAUCUGUCAAGGAUUCAUGGCAGAGUGGCUCUCUGGGAAAAAAACACAAAGUCUCUUCCAGGGCUAUUAUAAGAACAAGUGAAGUGGCCUAGAGCUUUUCCGGGAAAAGGUGCUGUGACUAUCUAAGGCAAUUCUUAUGCAAGAGGCUAAACGCAAUUAAAUGUGCAGGAUGAAAAGAUGGCACAGGCACUGCUGGUACCCCCAGGACCUGAAAGCUUCCGCCUUUUUACUAGAGAAUCUCUUGCUGCUAUCGAAAAACGUGCUGCAGAAGAGAAAGCCAAGAAGCCCAAAAAAGAACAAGACAAUGAUGAUGAAAACAAACCAAAGCCAAAUAGUGACUUGGAAGCUGGGAAGAACCUUCCAUUUAUUUAUGGAGACAUUCCUCCAGAGAUGGUGUCAGAGCCUCUGGAGGACCUGGACCCCUACUAUAUCAAUAAGAAAACUUUUAUAGUAAUGAAUAAAGGGAAGGCAAUUUUCCGAUUCAGUGCCACCUCUGCCUUGUAUAUUUUAACUCCACUAAACCCUGUUAGGAAAAUUGCUAUUAAGAUUUUGGUACAUUCUUUAUUCAGCAUGCUUAUCAUGUGCACUAUUUUGACCAACUGUGUAUUUAUGACCUUGAGUAACCCUCCAGACUGGACCAAGAAUGUAGAGUACACAUUCACUGGAAUAUAUACCUUUGAGUCACUUAUAAAAAUCUUGGCAAGAGGGUUUUGCUUAGAAGAUUUUACAUUCCUUCGUGAUCCAUGGAACUGGCUGGAUUUCAGUGUCAUUGUGAUGGCAUAUGUGACAGAGUUUGUGGACCUGGGCAAUGUCUCAGCAUUGAGAACAUUCAGAGUUCUCCGAGCAUUGAAAACAAUUUCAGUCAUUCCAGGUUUAAAGACCAUUGUGGGGGCUCUGAUCCAGUCGGUGAAGAAGCUUUCUGACGUCAUGAUCCUGACUGUGUUCUGUCUGAGUGUGUUUGCUCUAAUUGGGCUGCAGCUGUUCAUGGGCAACCUGAGGAAUAAAUGUUUACAAUGGCCCCCAAGUGAUUCUGCUUUUGAAAUCAACACCACUUCCUACUUUAAUGGCACAGUGGAUUCAAAUGGGACAUUUGUUAAUGUAACAAUGAGCACAUUUAACUGGAAGGAGUACAUUGGAGAUGAGAGUCACUUUUAUGUUUUGGAUGGACAAAAAGAUCCUUUACUAUGUGGAAAUGGCUCAGAUGCUGGCCAGUGUCCAGAAGGAUACAUCUGUGUGAAGGCUGGUCGAAACCCCAACUAUGGCUACACGAGCUUUGACACCUUUAGCUGGGCUUUCUUGUCUCUAUUUAGACUCAUGACUCAAGACUACUGGGAGAAUCUUUAUCAGUUGACGUUACGUGCUGCUGGAAAAACAUACAUGAUAUUUUUUGUCCUGGUUAUCUUCUUGGGUUCCUUUUAUUUGGUGAAUUUGAUCCUGGCUGUGGUGGCCAUGGCCUAUGAGGAACAGAACCAGGCCACCUUGGAAGAGGCAGAACAGAAAGAGGCUGAAUUUCAGCAGAUGCUUGAACAGCUUAAAAAGCAACAGGAAGAAGCUCAGGCAGUUGCAGCAGCAUCAGCUGCUUCAAGAGACUUCAGUGGAAUGGGUGGGUUAGGAGAGCUCUUGGAAAGUUCUUCAGAAGCAUCAAAGUUAAGCUCCAAAAGUGCUAAAGAGUGGAGGAACCGAAGGAAGAAAAGAAGACAGAGGGAGCAUGUAGACAGAAACAACAAAGGAGAGGGAGACAGGUUUCCCAAAUCUGAAUCUGAAGACAGUGUCAAAAGAAGAAGCUUUCUUUUCUCCAUGGAUGGAAACCGACUGAGUGGCGAUAAGAAAUUCUGCUCCCCACAUCAGUCUCUGUUGAGUAUCCGUGGCUCCCUGUUUUCCCCAAGACGCAAUAGCAAAACAAGCAUUUUCAGCUUCAGAGGUCGGGCAAAGGAUGUGGGAUCUGAAAAUGACUUUGCUGAUGAUGAGCACAGCACAUUUGAAGACAGCGAAAGCAGGAGAGACUCACUGUUUGUGCCGCACAGACAUGGAGAGCGACGCAACAGUAACGUUAGUCAGGCCAGUAUGUCAUCCAGGAUGGUGCCAGGGCUUCCAGCAAAUGGGAAGAUGCACAGCACUGUGGAUUGCAAUGGUGUGGUUUCCUUGGUGGGUGGACCUUCAGCUCUAACGUCACCUACUGGACCACUUCAGCCAGAGGGUACCACCACUGAAACGGAAGUCAGAAAGAGAAGGCUAAGUUCUUACCAGAUUUCAAUGGAGAUGCUGGAGGAUUCCUCUGGAAGGCAAAGAGCCAUGAGCAUAGCCAGCAUUCUGACCAACACAAUGGAGGAACUUGAAGAAUCUAGACAAAAAUGUCCACCAUGCUGGUAUAGAUUUGCCAAUGUGUUCUUGAUCUGGGACUGCUGUGAUGCAUGGUUAAAAGUAAAACGUCUUGUGAAUUUAAUUGUUAUGGAUCCAUUUGUUGAUCUUGCCAUCACUAUUUGCAUUGUCUUAAAUACCCUCUUUAUGGCCAUGGAGCACUACCCCAUGACUGAUCAAUUCAGUAGUGUGUUGUCUGUAGGAAACCUGGUCUUCACUGGGAUCUUCACAGCAGAAAUGGUUCUCAAGAUCAUUGCCAUGGAUCCCUACUAUUACUUCCAAGAGGGCUGGAAUAUCUUUGAUGGAAUUAUUGUCAGCCUCAGUUUAAUGGAGCUUGGUCUGUCAAAUGUGGAUGGAUUGUCUGUACUGCGAUCAUUCAGACUGCUUCGAGUUUUCAAGUUGGCAAAAUCCUGGCCUACACUAAAUAUGCUAAUUAAGAUCAUUGGCAAUUCUGUGGGGGCUCUGGGAAACCUCACGUUGGUGUUGGCCAUCAUCGUCUUCAUUUUUGCCGUGGUUGGCAUGCAGCUGUUUGGUAAGAGCUACAAAGAAUGUGUCUGCAAGAUCUCCAGUGACUGUCAACUUCCACGCUGGCACAUGAAUGACUUCUUCCACUCCUUCCUGAUUGUGUUCCGCGUGCUGUGUGGAGAGUGGAUAGAGACCAUGUGGGACUGCAUGGAGGUCGCUGGCCAAACCAUGUGCCUUAUUGUUUUCAUGUUGGUCAUGGUCAUUGGAAACCUAGUGGUUCUGAACCUCUUUCUGGCCUUAUUGUUGAGUUCAUUUAGCUCAGACAACCUUGCUGCUACUGAUGAUGAUAAUGAAAUGAACAAUCUCCAGAUUGCAGUAGGAAGAAUGCAAAAGGGAAUAGAUUAUGUGAAAAAUCAGAUACGGGAGUGUUUCCAAAAAGCCUGUUUUAGAAAGCCAAAAGUUAUAGAAAUCCAUGAAGGCAACAAAAUAGAUAGCUGCGUGUCCAAUAAUACUGGGAUUGAAAUAAGCAAAGAACUUAAUUAUCUUAAAGAUGGGAAUGGAACCACCAGUGGUGUAGGUACUGGAAGCAGUGUUGAAAAAUAUAUAAUCGAUGAAAAUGAUUAUAUGUCAUUCAUAAACAAUCCCAGCCUCACUGUAACAGUGCCAAUUGCUGUUGGAGAGUCUGACUUUGAAAACUUAAAUACUGAAGAGUUCAGCAGUGAGUCGGAACUAGAAGAAAGCAAAGAGAAAUUAAAUGCAACCAGCUCAUCUGAAGGAAGCACAGUUGAUGUUGCUCCACCCCGAGAAGGUGAACAAGCUGAAAUUGAACCUGAGGAAGACCUUAAACCGGAAGCUUGUUUUACUGAAGGAUGUAUUAAAAAGUUUCCAUUCUGUCAAGUAAGUACAGAAGAAGGCAAAGGAAAGAUCUGGUGGAAUCUUCGGAAAACCUGCUACAGCAUUGUGGAGCACAACUGGUUUGAGACUUUCAUUGUCUUCAUGAUCCUUCUCAGCAGUGGUGCUUUGGCAUUUGAAGAUAUAUACAUUGAACAGCGAAAGACUAUCAAAACCAUGCUAGAAUAUGCUGACAAGGUCUUCACCUAUAUAUUCAUUCUGGAAAUGCUUCUCAAAUGGGUAGCUUAUGGAUUUCAAACGUAUUUCACUAAUGCCUGGUGCUGGCUAGAUUUUUUGAUCGUUGAUGUUUCUUUGGUAAGCUUGGUAGCCACUGCUCUUGGCUACUCAGAACUUGGUGCCAUCAAAUCCCUACGGACACUAAGAGCUUUAAGACCUCUAAGAGCCUUAUCCCGGUUUGAAGGCAUGAGGGUGGUGGUGAAUGCUCUUAUAGGAGCGAUUCCCUCUAUCAUGAACGUGCUGUUGGUUUGUCUCAUCUUCUGGCUGAUCUUUAGCAUCAUGGGUGUGAAUUUGUUUGCUGGCAAGUUCUACCACUGUGUUAACACGACAACGGGUAACAUGUUUGAAGUUAGUGAAGUCAACAAUUUUAGCGAUUGUCAGGCUCUUGGCAAGCAAGCUCGGUGGAAAAACGUGAAAGUAAACUUUGAUAACGUUGGCGCUGGCUACCUCGCAUUGCUUCAAGUGGCCACAUUUAAAGGCUGGAUGGAUAUUAUGUAUGCAGCUGUUGAUUCACGAGAUGUUAAACUUCAGCCUGAAUAUGAAGAAAAUCUGUACAUGUAUUUAUAUUUUGUCAUCUUUAUCAUCUUUGGUUCAUUCUUCACUCUGAAUCUAUUCAUUGGUGUCAUCAUAGAUAACUUCAACCAGCAGAAAAAGAAGUUCGGAGGUCAAGACAUUUUUAUGACAGAGGAACAGAAAAAAUAUUACAAUGCAAUGAAGAAACUUGGAUCCAAGAAACCUCAGAAACCCAUCCCUCGGCCAGCAAACAAAUUCCAAGGAAUGGUCUUUGAUUUUGUAACCAGACAAGUCUUUGAUAUCAGCAUCAUGAUUCUCAUCUGUCUCAACAUGGUCACCAUGAUGGUGGAAACCGAUGACCAGGGCAAAUAUAUGACUCUAGUUUUAUACCGGAUCAACCUCGUGUUCAUAGUCCUGUUCACUGGAGAAUUUGUGCUAAAGCUUAUCUCUCUCAGAUACUACUACUUCACUAUAGGCUGGAACAUCUUUGAUUUUGUGGUGGUGAUUCUCUCCAUUGUAGGUAUGUUUCUGGCUGAGAUGAUAGAAAAGUAUUUUGUGUCCCCGACCCUGUUCCGUGUGAUCCGUCUUGCCAGGAUUGGCCGCAUCCUACGUCUGAUCAAAGGAGCAAAGGGGAUCCGCACGCUGCUCUUCGCUCUGAUGAUGUCCCUUCCUGCGUUGUUUAACAUCGGCCUCCUGCUCUUCCUGGUCAUGUUCAUCUAUGCCAUCUUUGGGAUGUCCAACUUUGCCUAUGUUAAAAAGGAAGCUGGAAUUGAUGAUAUGUUCAACUUUGAGACCUUUGGCAACAGCAUGAUCUGCCUGUUCCAAAUCACCACCUCUGCUGGCUGGGAUGGAUUGCUGGCACCUAUUCUCAAUAGUGGACCUCCAGACUGUGACCCUGACACAAUUCACCCUGGAAGCUCAGUCAAGGGAGACUGUGGGAACCCAUCUGUUGGGAUUUUCUUUUUUGUCAGUUACAUCAUCAUAUCCUUUCUGGUUGUGGUGAACAUGUACAUUGCGGUCAUCCUGGAGAACUUCAGUGUUGCUACUGAAGAAAGUGCAGAGCCCCUGAGUGAGGAUGACUUUGAGAUGUUCUACGAGGUUUGGGAGAAGUUUGAUCCUGAUGCGACCCAGUUUAUAGAGUUCUCCAAGCUCUCAGAUUUUGCAGCUGCCCUGGAUCCUCCUCUUCUCAUAGCAAAACCAAACAAAGUUCAGCUCAUUGCCAUGGAUCUGCCCAUGGUCAGUGGCGACCGGAUCCACUGCCUCGAUAUUUUAUUUGCCUUUACAAAGCGUGUUUUGGGUGAGAGUGGAGAGAUGGAUGCCCUUCGAAUACAGAUGGAAGACCGGUUCAUGGCAUCGAACCCCUCCAAAGUCUCUUAUGAGCCCAUCACAACCACUUUGAAACGUAAACAAGAAGAAGUAUCUGCUGCUAUCAUUCAGCGUAAUUACAGAAGUUAUCUUUUAAGGCGAAGGUUAAAAAAGCUAAUAAAUAAAUAUGAUAAGGAGACAAUCAGAGGGAGGAUUGACUUACCUAUUAAAGCAGACAUGAUUAUCGACAAAUUAAACAGUAACUCCACCCCAGAAAAAACAGAUGGAAGCUCCUCUACCACUUCUCCUCCUUCCUAUGAUAGUGUAACAAAACCAGACAAAGAAAAAUUUGAGAAAGACAAACCAGAAAAAGAAAGCAAAGGGAAAGAGGUCAGAGAAAAUCAAAAGUAAAAAGAAACAAAGAAUUGUCUUUAUGAUCAAUUGUUUACACCCUAUGAAGGUAAAGUAUAUGUGUCAACUGGGCUUCACGAGGAGGUCCAUGCCAAACUGACUGUUUUAACAAAUACUCAUGGUCAGUGCCUAUACAAGACAGUGACCUCACUGUCACUGCAGCUCUGUGAGACAGGGUAUCAACAUUGACAAGAGGUUGCUGUUUUUAUUACCAGCUGACACUGCUGAGAAGAAACUUAAUGGCUACCUAGACUAUAGGGAUAGUUGUACAAAGUGGUCACUGUAACUACACCAAACAUCUUUAGUACAGUACUUGCAUCCACUCUAUUUUUAACUUCCAUAUCUGCCAUAUUUUUACAAAAUUUGUUCUAGUGGAUUUCCAUGGUCCCUGAUUCAUAGUUUAUUCAUAAUACUGUGUUACUAUUUUUGUAAAUGAGGUUUACGUUGAGGAAGAAGUAUAUAAGAACCCUGUGUUCCUACUCCACAAAUCUCUCAAACGAUCAGACAAAAGUGUUUUGCCUGAGAGAUAAAAUUUUUGCUCAAAACCAGAAAAAAAAUUCUAAUGUCUAUAAUUUCAAUUACUUCCAUUUUCUAGAUGACUUUAAUUUUGAAAGUGUUUAGUCUGUUAUGUUUGUUUAUAUCUGAACAGUUAUGUGCCUGUAAAGUCUCUUCUGAUAUUUAAAGGAUUAUUUUUAUGCAAAGUAUUCUGUUUCAGCAAGUGCAAAUUUUAUUCUAAGUUCCAGAGCUCUAUAUUUAAUUUUGGUUAAAUGCUUUCCAAAAAUGUAAUCUAAUAAAUCUGUUCUAGAAAAGUAUAUCUAAAGUAUCGCUUUAGAAUAGUUGUUCCACUUUCUGCUGCAGUAUUGCUUUGCAGUCUUCUGCUCUCAGCAAAGCUGACAGUUUACGUCAAUUAAAUACCCUCUGGUAUGUAAAUAGUUAUUUUAUCCUGUGGUGCAUGUUUGGGCAAAUAUAUAUAUAUAUAUAAUAUAUAUUAAGCUGAAUAAACAACUUCUAUUCAAUCAAAUAUGUACCACAGUGUAUGUGUCUUUUGCGAGCUUCCAACAGGGGUAUAUUCUGUACCAUUCAUUAAACAUAAAUAGUUUGAAGGCUAUCACUAAUGCAUGUUAAUAUUGCCUAUGCUGCUCUAUUUUACUCAAUUCAUUCUUCACAAGUCUUGGUUAGAAAAAGUCACAUAUUGGUGGUAGAAUGAAUUUCAGCUCUCUGUCCAUUAUGUCAAACAGAACAGUUUGAAGUUAUUUAAAAUCACCUUUACUUUUGCAUUUUUAAUUCAACUUGAGUAUCACAUGGUAUCUCUCUAGAUUUCAAGGAAACACACUGCAUACUGCCUACUGUCAAAACCUACACUUCAUUUUUUGCUAAAAAUAUGUCUAAAACUUGUUUAAAUAUAAAUAAUGUAAAAAUAUGAUCAAUUUUAUUUGUCAGCAUUUUGUACAUAAGAAAAUUAUUUUCAGGUUGAUCACAAGGCAACUUAUUUUACUUUAUGCUUUUGCUUUUUAUUUUUAAUCACAAUUCCAAACUUUUGAAUCCAUAAGACUUUUCAAUGGGUAAUUUCCUAAAAUAAAAGUUAGACAAUGGAUUUUGUGGAUUUCUUUGUUACAAUAUUAUUUUCUACCAUUUUAAUAGGUGAUGCAUUGGUCAAAAACUCAAACCUAGAUGAUUUUCUACCAACUCUGGUUGCCUCAAUAUAACCCUUUAUUCAUGAAAGUUUUUUUUAUUCAACUUUUAUAGUAUUUACGUAUGCAGACUAGUCUUAUUUUUUUAAUUCCUACUGCACUAAAGCUACUACAGAUAAAACAUGGGCUCUGUUCUUUUUAGCCAUGAACCAAGUGGCAAAGUUGUGCAAUUACCUAACAUGAUAAAAAUUUUUGUUUUUUGCACAAACCAAAAGUUUAAUGUUAAUUCCUUUUACAAAACUAUUUACUGUAGUGUACUGAUGAACUGCAUGCAGGGAAUUGCUAUUACUAAAAAGAAUGAUGAGCUACGUCAUUAUUGAGCCAAAAGAAUAAAUAUUUCAUUUUUUUAUUGUAUUUCAUUUAUUGGCCUCUUUUUUUGGUGGUUUAAAAUAUACAUAAAUAAAAAACUGUACUUCAUCUGACACUUGUAUUCAUAAAAGUUCACAGGAAUUUUAUAACAAUCCAAUGUUUGAUCCACCAAGCAAUACUACAACUACAGAAUAAAGGCUAACUAAGAGCUGUUUUUGUGAACUUUUGUGUAUGCAAAGAAUCAAGGCUAUCUGUUCCAACUUUCAGACUUGAUAAUAAUAGUAGUAACUACCUACAAUGGCUGUUAAUUCCAAUUAAUUCCUUUGGCUAUAAGCAUUCAAAUCUCAAUUUCUCUCAAUAAUUGAUGUUAUCUCCUAAUUUCUAGGUGGCUAAUAAAUAUUACAUUCUUUGUUACUUAAAUGCAUGCUAUGGAACUCCUAUUUAUACAUAAGGUAUUUAUCAUACAGUGAUUGAGAAUUUAUAUUAACUUUUGUUCAGAGCCCCUGGGAUUUAUGUGAAGUCAAAAAUCAAACUUUUAUUCUCUGUGGAAAACUCCAGUUGUAAUGCAUUAUUUUAAAGCCAACUUGGGUCUAAAUAUGUAUUUCAUAAUUUCCCCAAAAUAAAUUACGUAAGGUGA